AAAAAAAAACCAAGCACUUUCUUACUCGAGCUCAUAAUAAACGAUUCACAGAGUAUAGUCUGUAUGCUGACUCUGCUGGUUUUGGGAUUUGAGGAUGAAGCGCGUUCAUGGAUGUUUCGCGCUCUUCACUGCAGGAGUUGUUAUUAUUAUUAGUCUAAUUAACUUUCCUUUAGUUAAUGGCACCCCGUCAAGGUUCAGUCUCUUCCAGGGUUCCCCUUAUUCCAGCUCUUCUUCCAGACAACGAAACAAAAACUGGUGUGCAUUUGUGGUGCAUAAGAAUGUGAGCUGUGCUGUGCUGUCCAAUGAAGAGGUGUUGGAUCCGCAGCUCGUGGCCUGUCCUCCGCAUCAGGACUGCUCACAGCAGCUCACGCAUCAUGCUCAAACAAGGCCAAUGUACAAAAUCGGCUACAAGCAGGUGACGGAGCUGGAGUGGAGGUGUUGUCCAGGAUAUCAAGGCCAUGACUGUACAGAGCUGAAAAUCACACCACAGAGACCCAGUAUUCACGAGGAGCCGCAUCAAGUCCCUUCAUCCACCAACACUCAACUGCAGAGCAUUCUGGGACCAGAAGUGAGCGAGACACAUCCAUGGACUCAAAAAGGCCAUCGUAACAAUCAACCGGGAUUCAAUCCAGAUCGUCAACAGGAGAUUCGCAGAGUGCAAGCGUUAGAAGAAGAAGUGGAGCGUCUUUCUCAAACAGUGCUCCACCUACAGGCCACGUCAACAGCCAACGCAAACCUACGCUUCGAUUUGCAGGAAGAUCUCACCAAAUACGUUCUCAACAUGUUAGGCAAUUUGCAACAACCACAAGACGUCAAAGCGGGUGAAUUGGAGAGUAUUGUGUUCCCGUCUGAUCUGCGUUCGCCAUCGGUUGCAGACGAGCUCCAGAACCACAUUAGCACCAAUGCUAACAGCAUCCAGGAUCUGCAGAUCAAGAUCCAGAGCAUUGACGGACAACUCCACCGACUUGCAGAGACCAAUAUUGAUCCUGUAGUUUCAGCAAAUGAGUGUGCAUGUCAGGAAUACAUCGAUGAGAAGAUUUCCGCCCUCCGAGACGAGCUUCUUCAAGGAAUAGACAUCAAAUUAGCAGACAUGAAGAGUGCGUGUGAAUAUAAAGUGCUGUCCAUUCGGGAGCAGUGUGAAGAGCAGGAAAACUCCUAUUUGAGUCUUGCCGAACUUUUGGACUCUAAAGAGGCUGCGCUCCGACAACAGAUUCAAGACUUGCGGGUUCAGAUUCCCAAUGCUUCAGAUUUGGAUAUUCAUGAAGUCCAGAAACUCAAAGACAACCAGGAGAUGAUAAAACAUGCAAUUAUGGAGCAUAACACAACUUUAGUGAAGCUUAAUAAUCAAGGGCGCGUGCUGGAGGCGAGGGUUAGUCUUGCUGAAAAAAGCCCGGAGGUGCAUUGCAUUAAUCUUGAGGAGAAACUAAGACAGGAAAGACUUCAAGAACAAAAAGCUUUCGAAGAGAAGAUUAAUUACAAUGAGCAGCGUCUAAACACCUUGGAGAAGCACACAAAGCAUCUGCAGAGUGACCUGGGAGCUUUUGCACAGCAAAUUAAGAGCGAUCUCAAUCAAUCUAAGGGUGUUGAAAUCCUGUUUCAGCGUCUGGAAAACCUGGAGAUGGAUUUUGGGAGUAGCCAGGAGCAGGUGAGCGCAGUAAAUGGUUUGUUAAAUGGUCUUGAUGGACGUGUGGCAGGAAUUGAAGGUGUCUGUGGUCGUUUUGAGCCGAUGUCUGACAGUCUGAAACGGAUUAAAGAUGGACUCAACAAACACGUUAAUGGCUUGUGGACUUGUGUUCGGCAAUUGAACACUACAGUGCUUGAGCACACAAGAGACUUAAACUUGUUUAAAGCAGAUUCACAGCUCACAAAGGACGCCCAGGAUGGGAUCGCUAAUGCACCAACAGGUGUUCUUAAAGGCACAACAGCUGUAAAAGCCUCAGUGGAGGGAAGUAAAUCUCUCUCAUCACAGUCAGUCUCAGCUCAGGGUGUCAACAGCAGCGGGACGUCCAUCACAGGCUAUGCAGGAGCACCAGGUUAUCCACAGAUUCCUGCUGCCGCCAUCAAUCCUGACACUGUUUCUGGAGAAGCACGAAUGACAUCAUUUGUGUCGUUUUCGGCUGGUCUGACACUUGUGCCAUUCCCAGAAAAAAUUGGUGUUAUCCGAUUCAACAAGGUGCUGUUAAAUGACGGACGACACUAUGAUCCAAACACAGGAGUGUUCACGGCUCCAGUGGACGGCCGGUAUCUGCUGAGCGCAGUAUUAACAGCUGAAACGGGUGAAGGAAUCGAGGCUUUUCUCUCAGUGUCGAACCGUAACGUCCAGAAGCUCUUUACGGCUGAAUCUGAUGACUGUGAGUGUGGAGGAUCAGCGUCUGUGAGUCUGCCUCUGCAUCUGAAGCGCGGUCAGAGAGUCGGACUGGUGCUCACAGAAGGAAAACUGGCCAUUUCCACAUCCAGUGAAAUCCUGUCCUCGUUCAGCGCAGUUCUGCUUUACCCAACACUGACCCAGCGAUAGCCCAGCAGCAAGACAUGAAGGUUAGCGGACAAUUAAAAGCUUUCUAAUUGGUUUGGUGCAAUUUUCACAAGCAAUUGGUACAUAUUUUGCAAUAUUAUGAUGGCUUUUAGUGUUUUUAUUCAAUCUAUGUUCACCAGAAAAUGAAAAUUACUCACUCUUUACCUUUUCAAACCUUUAUGAGUUACUUUAUUCUGUUAACAACCAAAGAAGAUGUUUUGAAAAAUGCUGGAAAUGUGUAACUAUUGACUUCUAUUGUAUUUGUUUUUCCCACUGUGGAAGUCAGUGGUUACAGUUUUUUUAACUUUCUUCAAAAUAUCUGGUGUGUAAUGGAAGAUGAUACCGAGGACAUAAAAAUAAUAAUUCUGAUGUUUCAAAUCAAAAAUUUAACCCCCCCCCCCUAAAUAAAACAUAUUUCUUAAAACAUUA
Messenger RNA from Danio aesculapii, 2941 nucleotides. It is a transcript of the gene emilin2b, whose product is annotated as elastin microfibril interfacer 2b. The record is from RefSeq and is a predicted model, not a curated record. The transcript has 8 exons. The coding region runs from base 95 to 2515 and encodes 806 amino acids. NCBI's taxonomy places the organism in Eukaryota, Metazoa, Chordata, Actinopteri, Cypriniformes, Danionidae. Gene Ontology annotation, molecular function: protein binding.